This is a messenger RNA of Colletotrichum costaricense, 768 nucleotides long. Its product is annotated as eukaryotic initiation factor 4E. NCBI's taxonomy places the organism in Eukaryota, Fungi, Ascomycota, Sordariomycetes, Glomerellales, Glomerellaceae. The transcript is spliced from 3 exons. Gene Ontology annotation, cellular component: eukaryotic translation initiation factor 4F complex. Gene Ontology annotation, molecular function: translation initiation factor activity; RNA 7-methylguanosine cap binding. The coding region runs from base 1 to 768 and encodes 255 amino acids. Gene Ontology annotation, biological process: translational initiation. The record is from RefSeq and is a predicted model, not a curated record.
AUGGCCGCCAGACCUGCCCUCUUCACCCGUGGCCUGUCGGGGCUUUCCCAGAGCACAACCGACCCCAACUCGCCCAGUGUCAGCUCCCCGGCCGACCAGCGUGACGAUGCAAAGCGCAACUUCCUCAAGGCCAUGCGCCCUCUGCCCACACAACAUUACUGGAAUGUCUACUUUGACAAACAAGCAAAGGACCAGCAAAAGUCGGGCAACGAUGAGGAGUACAAGGUGCAGCUUGAACAGCUUGGUUCGCAGAUAGAAUCCGUCCAGGACUUUUGGAAGUACAACAACAACACACCCGUCGAUCAGAUCAAGAUGCGCGAGUCCAUAUACCUCUUCAAGCAGGGCUUCAAGCCCAUCUGGGAGGACCGCCGCAACAUCAACGGCGGCGCCUGGACCUUCCGUGUGCCCAAGAACAUUGGUCCCGAUGUGUGGACUCGCGUUCAGCUUCUUGCCAUUGGCGAGAAGCUGCAGAGCGUACUAGACGACAACGACCAGAUUUGCGGUGUUGGUCUGUCCGUCCGCUUCAACUCCCACCUCAUCUCCAUCUGGCACCGCGACGGCUCCAAGCAGAAAUCCGUCGAUGCUAUCCUGGAAUGCGUACUCGAAGAGCUCCCCGCCGAGCUGCGCCCCAAGGCCGAUAACUACUUCUACAAGCGUCACCAGGACCAUGCCGGCUUCAAGGCACCUCCCGAGCUCCAAGUCGUUAUCGACUCACAAAAGGCGGCCGCUGACAAGGCCAAGGCUGCAGCCGGAGGUGCGCCGGCUUAG